Molecule: messenger RNA, 1812 nt
Organism: Guillardia theta CCMP2712
Lineage: Eukaryota; Cryptophyceae; Pyrenomonadales; Geminigeraceae
Exons: 5
Coding region: 1-1812 (603 amino acids)
Molecular function (GO): protein binding
Source: RefSeq, a predicted model, not a curated record
AUGACUUGCAUGCAAACUGAUGUCUUCUUCUGCAGAUUUUCGUCCUGGAAGAUGGAGGUAUCGGACAAAGAGAACUUGGUUCAGCCCGAGAGCACCACCAACUGGCUGAAUGGCCGAAAGAUGAAUCUUCUGUCGAAUGUUGCGAUCGGAGGGAAGGCGGGCCUGCAGUUGAAGAGCAAUCACGGGGACUCGCACGCGAGCAUGCAAGACGAGUCUGGUCACGAGAUGAAGAAGAGCAACAAGAGAGUAUGCUUUGAGAUCGAUCAGAACGUGAUCGCAAACCAGAACAUCUCCUCGUUGCAAGCAAACGUAAUAUCUAGAGAGCCCAAGGUCUUUCGUGUGCUGCCCGAGAAGAGGAGCCAGGCAGAAGACGAUGAGGAGGUCGUGGAGACUGAACCACAACAAGACAUGUGUCAAGGCAUCGAGGAAUCCGAGGGAGAGUUGAAGGGGGGAGAAGCAGUUUCGAAUGAGGAGGAAGAAAUGGAAGGUGUUGUGCAUGAAAAGGUGGAACAUGUCAAUCCAGCACAACCGAAAGAGGACAAAGAGAACUCGCAGCUUUUGUUGACGCUGGCAGUCUCAGCCGUCGAUGGUGCGAACGAGGGAGUUUGUCGUGGACCGAAGAAAGAGCACAACUUGCGCAUAGCGGUUCAGAAGAGCAGGCGGUCGGAGGAGAAUCGAAGUCUCCUGGAGAUCUCGUCUCCUGCUACUAAGACGAUCUCCUUCAAGAAAUCAGAUGAGCCGAUGAGAGAUAAGCUCGUCGUCGUCGAGAGCCUCGGCCUCACUCUCGUCAACUCAGACUGCAUGGAUGUGCUUGUUGCCCAUGUGGACAAGAACCGAAACGCGUACAAGGCAGGUGUGAGAUCAGGAGAUCUUGUUGUCUCUCUCUGCUUCAAGCUAGAGGCGUCGACGACGUUGCAAGAGGUGCAAGAACGACUGCAGACUAUGGAGGACGACGAUGUCGUGAUCAUCGAAGAAGAUCAAGAGCUGGUAGCAAUCGCCAAGUCGGACGAGAAGAUCCAGCGAGUGCUCGCAGGGAGAUCCUCGCACGACAGGUUGGUGGCUCUGGGGAGCAAGAGGAUAUCGGGGAUGCAUGUCAAAGAGAUUGGGAACCUGUUUGCCAGCGACGGCAGCCUUGCCAUCAUCCUGGGACUCGCUGUGAACCUCGAGAGGCUGAAUGUUUCCAUUCAAGAUUUCGCCAGCGACUAUGAGGGGAUGGUGGAGAGCUCGGACUCAAUCGUCAGGUGCAUGAAGUGGAUUCAGGUUGACGUCGGCGCCGCAUGUGCGACCGAGGAGCACAGGUUCUGUCCUUCCCAAGGCAGUGCCACAGCAGCAGGAGCAGGAAGCUCCCGGGGGCUACCCAGUCAAACGGCAGAUGAACCAAAGAUAGAGAACAAGGCUGCAGCAUUGUUUCAUGCUCCCUAUGAUGACGUUUCCAUGCAUCACACUCGAUUGCCUGUGGCUCGCGGCCCAGGAGCCGAAGACCUCUCCUUCACCCCAAGGCAGCAGCUUGUGAGACAAGAGAAGCGAUCAGUUCCGGACUACCUCUCGUGGCUGGAAGACGUCACCAUUACCGACCUCAAGCAGGCAGCCUGGAUCCACCACUCCCAGCAGACUCCACUCAGAGACGAGAUGCCAAGGGUGGCCAGGCAGGAGGAGAAGAUGGAGAUCGACGCCAUGUGCGUCGCCAGCAGCGCUGGAAUCGACGUCAUGUCCGCCAAGCAGGUCCUGCGCAUGUACAGCAUGGACGUUGUGGAGGCGAUCUAUGCCCUCAAGCAUGGGCUCGUUCGCCUGCCCCUCGCAAGAGACGCCUGA